AGCUUAAUUUUAGCCAACUAUUCUCUACCCUUGUAUUAUUCCAUAGCAUAAAGGCAUACAUCUAACUAUUAUGUUAUUUCACAUAUCCAACACUUCACCACCACAACUAUAUUCUUCUAACCCAAAAAUUUCAGACCUUAAAAUCUUUCCUUAGCCUUCUCUUCUUUAUCCAUGCACAUUUCUAAUUAAUUCCCUAAAAACAAAUUUUAUUUUACACUACCUAAACCCUUUAAACAUUAUAAUGAAGGGACUAAACAUAAACAUAUCAUCUUGCACUUCACAAAAUUCAACAGCUAUAAUCUCUUCAAAUAUGGAACCAUUCGCUUCCUCUUCUUCUUCUUCUUCCUCCUCCUCGUCGUUCACCCCUGGAACACGAGCCCUCGAUCGACACAACCCGAUCAUCAUAGACGAAAAAAGAAGUGGUUUUAGCAAUAGUUGUAGUAACACACCUAUUAGAACCCCUUGCACUAAUCAUGUGUUACAAUCAAAACCAACUACACCAACAACUAAAUCAAUUAGUCCAAAACCUCACCCAAUUAGUACCCCUCCAAAAAAGGGUAAAAAACUCCCUACAUUGACCAAAAAAAGUAGUAAAAAAAAUAUUACAUACACAAAAUCACCAGUUUAUUGUAGUAGUAAUAAUGAUAUUAUUAUUGAUGGUGAUGAUCUUAAUAAGAUUGGAAGAAGGAGCUUUUCGAAAUCGUCUGAUUUGAUCAUGAAGGCAUCAGUAUGCACUAAUACUAGACCUGGUGUAGAUUAUAUUAGUCCACCUGAAUCUUCAAGGUAUCUUUUGGAUGACACUUCUUUUAUAGAAGUGUUAUCUGAUUUUGAUCCUGUUUUGAAGUUGGUUCCUUCUAAUAAUCAUAGUAAUAAUGAUGAUGAUGUUGAAGUUGUUAAAUCAGAGGGUUCUAAACCUCCCAAACCAUCUUGCACAAAUGGAUCUUCUGACCAGGUGGUGGUUCUGAGGGUAUCACUACACUGCAGAGGCUGUGAGAAGAAAAUGAAAAAGCAUCUCUCAAGAAUGGCAGGUGUGACAUCUUUCAACAUAGAUUUUGCAGCAAAGAAGGUAACAGUAGUUGGAGAUGUGACACCGUUGGGAGUCCUAGCGAGCAUUUCUAAGGUCAAGACUGCCAAAUUAUGGGCACCAGCAAUGUCUUCAUCUUCCCAGCUGAACUCAAGAAACAUGCAAGUUAAAAGAUAGAUCAAAUUUAUUGUGAAAAAUGCUUUAAUUUGUGUAGUAGUACCAUUUUGUAAGUGCAGUGAUUUUCGUAGCGUGUUAAUUUUAGUGUGCUUGUUACCUUUUCAGAAAAAACUAAACAAGCUGCAAGACAAAGUUAGUUUGCUUUAACCCAAUUUUUUUUAGUAUGUUUUAAUUAGAAGUAAUUAAGAUGUGAUGAUUGAUUUGA
Molecule: messenger RNA, 1406 nt
Organism: Beta vulgaris subsp. vulgaris (sugar beet)
Lineage: Eukaryota; Viridiplantae; Streptophyta; Magnoliopsida; Caryophyllales; Amaranthaceae
Product: protein SODIUM POTASSIUM ROOT DEFECTIVE 1
Exons: 3
Coding region: 242-1201 (319 amino acids)
Molecular function (GO): metal ion binding
Source: RefSeq, a predicted model, not a curated record